UGAAGAAAACGAUUACAACGGACAUGAUUGAGGAAAAACGGCAAGCAAGUACUAGGCUAGUCUUAACCCUAACGGUAUAAACCAUGGAAGCUGAGUGCAAGCGGUCCUCUUCUGCUGUGUUUUCUCCAUCCGAAACGAAACUGGGGAGAGCUUUGUCUCAGACACGGUUAAAUUCUCUCGAUCAGCCCGAUGUUUUUAGUUCUCAGACGUCCCUAUGUCGGAGUAGUACCGGAGGGGUCCGACGGAGAAGGAUAUCAAGUAGCGCCAGUGUCGACGUCUCGGAGACGAGUCCAAGUGCUGAGGCGAGGGUCCUGGUUAUUAACACGGGAGGGACAAUUGGAAUGAUGUUACAUGAUAAUGUGUUAUGUCCAGAACCUAAUGCAUUUUUGAAGGCCCUGAAGACUCUGCCAAUCAUGCACGAUGAGCAGUAUGCUCAGCAUACCAAAUUGUACGACUUCUAUGGACCCGCAGAGAACACCCUAGUCCUCCCGCUCUCUAAGCAGAAAAAGAGGAUUAUUGGCACUGUGAUGGAGUAUUGCCCCUUACUUGACUCUUGCAACAUGACCACGGAUGAUUGGGCCACCAUUGCAAAAGACAUUGAGAAACACUAUGAGAAGUAUGAUGGCUUUGUGAUCCUGCAUGGCACUGACACUAUGGCCUAUACGGCAUCAGCUCUGUCCUUCAUGUGUGAGCACUUGGGAAAACCCGUCAUCCUCACUGGCUCACAGGUUCCCAUAUAUGAAAUGAGAAAUGAUGGCAGAGACAACCUGCUGGGAGCACUUUUGAUCGCAGGACACUUUGUUAUCCCAGAGGUUUGUUUAUACUUCCAUCACAAUCUGUACCGAGGAAACCGCGUCACAAAAGUGGACGCUGGGAGCUUUAAUGCUUUCAGCUCUCCAAAUCUGGCCCCAUUGGCCACUGAAGAAGUGGACAUAAAAAUCAACUGGGACACUGUCUGGCGGGCCAACACUACAGCCAAGUUCACUGUCAACACUGAGAUGAAUCGUAAUGUUGGCCUCUUGCGUCUGUUUCCUGGCAUUACAGCAGAGACGGUCAGGGCUUUCCUGCAACCACCUAUGGAGGGCAUUGUUCUAGAGACCUAUGGAAGUGGCAAUGGUCCAAACAAUCGCACUGACUUGUUGUUGGAGUUCCAGAAAGCCACAGAGAGAGGUGUGAUCAUCAUAAAUUGCACGCAGUGCCUCAGGGGUUCUGUGACCACAUCAUAUGCAACAGGAAAGUCCCUUAGUGAUGCUGGUCUAGUGGCUGGUUGUGACAUGACCCCUGAGGCUGCUCUGGCUAAACUAUCGUAUGUGCUGGCUAAGGAUAUAUCUCAACUAGAUAAGAAGAAGAUGUUGAGCCGUAAUCUGCGUGGUGAAAUGAUUGCUGACCUACGUGGAGCCAAACUUUCCCUUAGUGACAGUCGUUUCAUCCAAGUCAUUGCUAAGUCCCUUAGAAUCAGCUGCAAAGAGGAACUGGAGGGUAUUCGUGAUGCCCUGAAUCCUACCCUGGCUUGUGCAGCUGCCAAGAUUGGAGACAUUGAAGCUCUGGAUGCCAUUAGGGAAAUGGGCAGCAGCCUUAGCAUGGAGGACUAUGAUGGCCGCACACCUCUACACAUUGCUUCCUGUGAGGGUCAUUUCAAAGUAGUGCAGUAUCUUCUUGGUCAUGGUGCUACAGUCUAUGCCAAGGAUCGUUAUGGUGAUACGCCAUUACGCAAUGCUAUGCGAUUCAGACAUAAAGACGUUGUAAAACUUUUGAGGAAAACUGGUGCCCAUCUCUCCCAUACUGAGCUUGAGGAUGCAGGAACAGAGAUGUGCAGUCUUGCUGCAAACUCAGAUGUUGAAGGUCUAGAGAUCUGGGCCCUGGCUGGGGUGGAUCUAAGCAUCCCUAGCUAUGAUGGACAGACAGCGUUUGAUGUGGCUCUGUCAGUAGGACAUCAGGAGGUGAUCGAUUUUCUUCAGCAGACUGAUUACUUCAGAACUCAGAUGAACCUGGAGCAAAUCGAUGAAGAAGAUGUCCUUCAGUUUACUGCCAGUCCUGGGAAGUCGUAAGGACACUCUCUUCUAUCACCCCCUUCAAAGGACAACUUUCUUCACCUCAAUUAAUUUUCCAGCACCGCCAGUUAACCAAUUACUUUCCGUCCAUUCAGGACAGCCUGAAAGCUUCUGUAGUCUUCCACUAUUGAUGAUGUUACAUAACAAUCGCCAUAGUGAAUAUAUGACUAGCAUGUGUCUGCACAUGAACACAUGGCUGUUUGUCACCCACGCAAUAUUCCUCUUUGUCACUCAUGGUUCAGUAUUAUAUUAAACGGUUAUUUGAGGUAGCAAUACACUGUUACAUGCACGUGACAUAGGAAUUUGUUGAAUGUUCUAUGUUUUCCACUGACUUUUAUGAGUUUCAGAAGUGGCAAACUCACACAUAUGUUUCUUCUAAGUGGUUCACCACCAGAUGUGUGGGUGAGUCAUUGUGAAGAAUAUUAUGAAGCACAAAAUCAUUUUGAGAAAAUGAGACUUGCUCUAAAGGUUACUUGUACCCGUCCACUGUGUAUAGCACUUGUGUGUAGCAUCUUUGCUGAGGUGUGUCCUUCAUGAUAUCACAGAAUGCUGUUUUUUUUUGUCAGUAUAAUGACUAUGCUGAUUUCAUAGGAAAGUCAAAUUUGUAUUUAGUAUUAGAUUAAUAACAUCCCUACAAGCAUAUGAAAUGCUUGCAAUAGUGUCAGCAACUGUCAGCAAUUAAAUGUUAUACUUGUGGUAUUGACUAGUGAAGGAUGUUGAAAUAGUUUUAGACUCAGGUUGUUCAUACAAUCAUCUGCAAAUAUUUAAACUAUACCUCUUGGGUAGGCUACUUCAAAUCAGUUCACCAAAUUGAGAAAUGUUCAUGUUUUAUGUUCUAUCACAUUAAUGUAUCAUCUUUUGUCUCAGAUGAACAAAAUUAAAUAUAACUGUGAAGACAGAUGUUCACCAGUAUGAAUUCUUUUUAAAACAAAAACAACAACAACAACAAUAAAAAAACAACAUAUUCUAAUAAGCAAAUUCUGAUACGGUACUGGGCUAUUAAGCAUUCUAUCUAUCCUAUUCAUGAAAUACCAAUACAGCCUGAAAAGGAUCAGUUUUAUAAGACUGUUGCCAGAGUGUUCCCUUGACUGCAAUAAAGUGUUAUAAACUUUGAA
Molecule: messenger RNA, 3166 nt
Organism: Sardina pilchardus (European sardine)
Lineage: Eukaryota; Metazoa; Chordata; Actinopteri; Clupeiformes; Clupeidae
Gene: aspg
Product: asparaginase homolog (S. cerevisiae)
Exons: 17
Coding region: 84-2048 (654 amino acids)
Biological process (GO): amino acid metabolic process
Molecular function (GO): asparaginase activity; protein binding
Source: RefSeq, a predicted model, not a curated record